UAUGGUAAUUCAAACUGCAUUAAUUACCUAAUAACUAUGCAGCAGCCACCUCCACUUAUCGGCCGCGGGAUUUGUAAUGAGGUAGAAAGUGAUUGCCCAGUAAUGAGAUUACCGAAUAUAAAGCGACCGUUGAUAGAUUCUUCACAUCGUCGGCAAAUCAUGUUGGAUGUUCUUCGCACCUUUCCUAACCACAUCGCCUUCAACCGCCCAGAGGGAUUCGGGGUUCAACAAAUGCAGGAAGUCCUACAAGCCUUCACCCUCCACAACCGAGCAGUAGGCUACUGCCAGGGCAUGAACUUCAUUGCUGGAAACGCCACUCUCUUUCUUGACAAGGAGACCACCUUUUGGCUGUUAGUGCUCUUCGUCGAGCAUCAUUUCCCACCAAACUACUUUAACGCUGGUCUGAUCGCGGCCCAAGCCGACCAAAAUGUACUUCGAGAGCUCCUCGGACGAUACUGUCCAGAGCUUUCAGCUUCUCUGCAAACUCUGGAAGUCGACAUAUCCACAAUCACCUUUAACUGGUUCAUCGCAGUCUUCGUUAAUAGCGUCCCUAUUAGUGUAAGUAUUUAUCAGUUUUAG
Molecule: messenger RNA, 579 nt
Organism: Mesocestoides corti
Lineage: Eukaryota; Metazoa; Platyhelminthes; Cestoda; Cyclophyllidea; Mesocestoididae
Source: the annotation of a GenBank genome assembly